AUGCCAGAGGAUCUGUUCACCUUUACCGACAAGCCGAAAGUCAGCUAUCUGCUGGCCGGUUGGCGGCGCCAAUGGUCCAAUGGGGGCCGUAUCUCCAGCGGUUUGCCGCGCUAUCUCAUUGACACCAACAGCGGACGCCAGUUCGGUCAAUUCAGCGAAUAUGUCAACCGAAUGUGCUACCCGUUUCAGGUCGCGGGUACGCACGAUGCGUUCCGACCCUCAGCGGCCUUCAACGAAGGCUUGCCCAGCGUGGCGAUGUCGCGGCAGAACUCUUUCUACGAAAUUGGCAGCGGCCUGGUGGUCUUCCUGGGCGAGGAACCCUGGUACCGCCUGGACAUCUACGCAGAAGCUUUUUUCUCGGCAAUCAAGGAAUUGGGUAUUCAGCAAACCGUUGCCGUAGAGGGUGUCAACGGGCCAGCUCCUCCGGAUUUGGAACGGCGCAUCACUUGCGUGUAUUCCCGUCCCGAAAUGCGAGAACAGUUGGAGCGUCACGGAGUCCAAUUCAGCAGUUACGGUAGUCGUGGCCGGCAGGGGCCAACCAUCGGGAUGGCCCUGGUAUCCGCCGCCCACUACCAGUAUCCGGAUGUGCAGAUGUUCCGCAUGGGAGCCAUGGCCCCCAUGUACCCCUUUAUGACCAGCAACAACAACCAACUGGGCAUCACCCAGGACCACCGGGCCUACUACGACAUAUUGCGCCGCGUCAGGUCACUGUUCAAGAUAGAGAUGGACCUGUCCGAGUUGGAGCAGAUGGGCAAUCGGGAGUCGCAAGAACUUCUGGACAACCUGGAACGGCUCGGUCGUACCAACAGCGAAGCGAAGCAGAUAAUCGAUCAGGUUCGUCUCGACUACCAGUACACGCCUUAUGUUGAACCGGUUGAUCUGGAUCCCGCGUUGGACCAGGCUCUGGAGAACAUCCUCAGGGACAUCGGGGAACCGGGCCAGGAUACGUGA
Molecule: messenger RNA, 951 nt
Organism: Geodia barretti
Lineage: Eukaryota; Metazoa; Porifera; Demospongiae; Tetractinellida; Geodiidae
Source: the annotation of a GenBank genome assembly